Oryctolagus cuniculus (rabbit) is the source of this 22839-nucleotide messenger RNA. NCBI's taxonomy places the organism in Eukaryota, Metazoa, Chordata, Mammalia, Lagomorpha, Leporidae. The record is from RefSeq and is a predicted model, not a curated record.
CUCCCCUCACCCACUCCCUCUCCCAUCCCGCCCUUCAUCGAGUUUCAUUUUCAAUUACCUUCAUAUACUGAAGAUCAACUUAGUAUAUACUAAGCAAGGAUUUCAACAGGCUGUACUCACACAACCGCACAAGGUAUAGGGUAUUGUUUGACUAGUAGUGUUGUUUUUAAGUUUCAUAGUAAAACACAUUAAGGACAGAGAUCCUACAUGGGGAGCAUGUACCCAGUGACUCCCGUUGUUGAUUUAGCAAUUGGCACUCUUAUUUAUGACGUCAGCAAUCACCAGAGACUCUUGCCAUGAGCUGUCGAGGCUAUGGAAGCCCUUUGAGUUCAUUGACUCUGAACUUGUUUAGUCAAGGCCAUAUCACAGUGGAGGUUCCUUCCUCCCUUCAGAGAAAGGCGCCUCCCUCCUUGAUGGCCUGUUCCUUCCACUGGGGUCUUGUUCACCAGGAUCUUUCAUUUAGAUUGUUUUUUUUGCCACCAUGUCAUGGCUUUCCAUGCCUGUGAGACUCUCAUGGACCUUUUAGCCAGAUCCGAAUGUCCCAAUGGUUGAUUCUGAGGCAGGAGUGCUGCCAUUCUAUGAGUCUGCUGUGUGUCCUGUUUCCCCCGCAGGAUCAUUCUCUCCCUUUUAAUUCUAUCCUUCAUUAUUUGCUUACACUGGUCUUAUUUGUGAAAUCUCAUCGACACAUACCCUAUCUUUUUGAUCUGUUGUGUAUUUAUACUUAUCACUUUACCAAGUGCGCUGGCAUUGGUACCUGCCUCCUUGGUAAGAUUGAGUUGAAAUCCCCUGGCACAUUUCUAGUUCCACCAUUGGAGGUAAGUCCGAGUGAGCAUGUGCCAACCUAUAUAUCUCCUCCCUCUCUUAUUCCCACUCCUAUGUUUAACAGAGAUCUGUAGUUGUGUUUUAGAAAAGUAAGAAAAGAGACAAAAACAAAACACUCAGCUUAAAGUAGAUAAAUCAAAUAAAGAGCAACUUGAAACAUAAAAUCAUAUGUAGUUUUCUUUAUUAUAAAGUCUUCAACUCUAUCCCGGAAGGUUCACUUUUGUUCUUUUGUUUGUUUCUUUUUUUUUGUUUUGUUUUGUUCUUUUGUUUUGUUUCUCUUGUUGGGGUUUUUUUAAUUUUAAAAAUUUAUUUAUUUUGGAAGAGUUACACAGACAGAGAAGGAGAGGCAGAGAGAGAGGUCUUCCAUCUGCUGGUUCACUCCCCAAAUGGCCACAACGGCUGGAGCUGUGCUAAUCUGAAGCCAGGAGCCAGGAGCUUCUUCCAGGUCUCCCACGUGGGUGCAGGGUCCCAAGGACUUGGGCCAUCUUCUACUGCUUUCCCUGGCCAUAGCAGAGAGCUGGAUUGGAAGUGGAGCAGCCAGGACUUGAACUGGUGCCCAUAUGGCAUGCCAGCACUGCAGGUGGUGUCUUUACCCUCUACACCACAGCGCUGGUUAGGUUUAUAAUAUAAAUAAUUGACCCUAUCAUAGAAAUUCUUAUCUCCUAAUGAGCAAUUAGAUAGGAUCAGCACAGCGUGCCAGCCACAACACGCUGGCCAUAGCAGCCACUUGGGGAUGAACCAACGGAAAAGGAAGACCUUUCUCUCUUUCUCUCUAUCUCUCUCUCACUGUCUAACUCUGCCUGUCAAAAACAAACAAACAAACAAACAAAACAAAAAAAAACUCUCCUAAGAUUUGUUAUUAAAAUGUAAAAUUAUUCUAAUUUUAAAAAAAUUCACACUUAUGAAUACUAUGUCUAAAGUAGAAUGAUGCAGUAUAUUUACCAUGAUUAAUUUAAUAUCUUAUUUUUCUUUAACUCUGUAUAAGAGAAAAUGAUGUAAAUACUAUAAGGAAUUAAGAAAGGAAAUGGCACAUACAGUGUCCUUAAAUCUUAGGAACCAAAGUUUAACCUUGAUCUAAAAGCACCGGUAGUGAUAUUUCUCUUCCUCUCCUCUUCUCCCUCUCCCCUGCCCCUCCCCCUCCCGAUUUACUUAUUUAUUUGAAAGGCAGAAUUACAGAGAGGCAGAGAGGCAGAGAGAGAGAGAGAGAGAGAGGUUGUUCUUCCAUCUGGCUGGUUCACUUCCCAGAUGGCUGCAAUGGCCAGAGCUAUGCUGAUCUGAAGCCAGGAGCCAAGAGCUUCUUCCGAGACUCCCAUGAGGGUACAGGGGCCCAAAGACCUGGGUUAUCUUCCAGUGCUUUCCCAGGCCAUAGCAGAGAGCUGGAUCAAAAGUGGAGCAGCCAGGUCUCAAUUUGGCACCCAUAUGGUAUGGUGGCACUGCAGGCUGCAGUCUUACCCACUAUGCCAUAGCGCUGGCCCCUCCUUUUUUUUAAAUAUUCAUUUAUUUACUGAGAGCAGAGUUAUGGAGCGAGGGAGACACACACAGAGAGAGAGAGAGGUCUUCUAUCUGCUGGUUUAUUCCCCAAUUGGCUGCAACAGCCGGGGCUGGGCUUAUCUGAAGCCAGGAGCUAGGAGCUUCUUCUGGGUCUCCCACAAUGGUACAGGGGCCCAAGCGCUUGGGCCAUCUUCUACUGCUUUCUCAGGCCAUUAGCAGGGAGCUGGAUCCGAAGUGAAGCAGCCAGGACUCGAACUGGCAUGCAUAUGGGAUGCUGGUACCAGCCCGUAGAUGUUUUGCCUACUUAUGCCACAGCACCAGCCCUGAAUGAUAUUUCUGUAGCGAAAAAUGCUUCAUUGAAUUAUGUGCAUAUUCAUUUAAUAUCCAAGUUUAGUUAAAAUUAUGAAUAAAGGUAUCCUUUCUACUUCAUUGGAUAUCAGCAAAAAUGCCUCCUUUUCAACAGAUCAUUGUUAAAAAUUUUGAUGUAAAAAACCCUCAUAUUAGGAUUAUGCUUUUAAAGGUACUCUUUUUUGGAUAGUUCAUUACAGAAAACUAUAAAGACAUUUCUCUGUGCUUUUAAAAUGAUUAGCUUUACAAGGAAUAGGUAGAAGAUAUUCAUUUUUAAAGUAUUAAAUGACUUUUUCACUUUCGGUUCUAAGUGUAUAUGAAUUAACUGUUAUACAAAUCUGUAUACAGACUGUAUACAGACCUUAUACAGAUUUUGGUGCUCUAAUAUUUCGGGAUAAAUUUCUCAUAUUUUGCAAAGCAGUGAAAAUUCCUGAGUUUUUCUGUAAACUAGAUUUGUUUCAUUGUUUAAAUUAGUGCAUAUGAGAAAUCUUCAAAAAGUUCAUGGAAAAUUUUAAUCUAAUUAAGAGAUGUUUAUUUUGCUGCAAAAUUUUUUUUGAAAGCUAUAUAUAGUUUCUUCCCCCCCAAAAUGCAUUUUCUAUGAUCUUUUGGAGCCAACUCAAAUGCCUGGAUUUAAAUUUUUUUUGCACCCAAAUAAACUUACCUUUUAAUUCUGACUUCUAUUAACUUUUUGAAGUGUCCCCAUAGGUGAAAGUUACUACUAUAGUACCAUCCUCAGUGAGCGUUUAUUAUAUUCUAAUUUUUUUUACAUACUGGAUGCCAUGUAAAACAAACUAACAGAUCCUUUUGAGUGUCAAAGCAGCUCGGUAGCUGUUUGUUUCAUCUCUGUGUGUGCAGUAUCAUGCAUGUAUCUGAAUAGUCGCCAAGAGCACAACAGGCAUAAAGUUUAUCAUCUCAAUGUAUAGUGAUCAGCAGAAAGAGUGCUGCAAAGUAAGGUUGCAGUAUUUCUGUUUAAAAUUAUUUCAUCAACAAAUAGAUAAGGAAUAGAAUAGCAUUGACACAUAAUUGUAUAUCUUGAAAUGCCUGAUUUAAGAUUUAGAAGCUUAGUCUUGCAAGUUGAUUGGCAUUUCUUGGUCCAUUGAACAUUAGACAGGCUUUUGUUGAAGACAUAGCUUGCAGUGCUGUGUGGCACAGGCCCAUAUCAGCUUACUAGAGCAGAUUGUGCAAAGUUGCAGAGUGAGGCUUUUAUUUUUUUAAUUAAAGAACUUUUUAAUUAAAAGAAUUUUAAACCCUGGGACAGAUGAUGGUUAACCAUUUAGCAGCUCACUAUCGCUUAUAAAUACCAUUAAUGAAUGAAAAGCAGGAAAGUUUCUUGAAUUCGAUAGAAAAUGAUAGUAUCACACCAGAAAGAAAGGAAAGUUGUUCAGUGUUCUGUUGGCCUGUGGUCUAGUAGGUUUGGCACAAAUGGAAUCCCUUACUAUGAAAACUUGGGCAGGCCAUCACUGUAAGUCCCAGGGGCCUCCUCUGUGAAAUGGAUGUUAUGGGGAUUAAAGGGGGGUUUUGUCUGUACAUUGAUCACCCUUUUGUGUCCUCUCCUGGUGCCUGCUGGAGGGCAGCAGAAGCAUCCUGUAAGAGUUUGUGACUGCCUCUCUCCAUGCUACUUAGUUCAUCUUUUUCCAGAAUUGGCAGCAGAACGUGCAUGAGGGAUGACAUACAUAAAAUUGCAGGCCUUCAGAUUGUGCGGCAGUGGUCGUGGAUACAGAGCACUUCACUGCAUUUGGCUGUUACUCAAGAUUCCAGUAACUGAGAAGUAUUUGUUGGCUGACUCCGUCCAGGAGAGAAGCUGCUAUGGAGCAGAAACAAGAAAUCCUGUUGUUGUCUCAUGGCGUGAGAUCUUUUCCAUUGAGUGUUGGAGAAUGUACGGUUGCUCUAAAACAGGAAGCUCAUGUCACUGAAGCGCGUUCAUUCUUUACAUGAUGCACUAGGUUUUAUUAUUUGAAUCUGAUACCUCACAGUGCCAUGGCUCUCCAGUAUGGUUUAAAAGGAUUUACUUGGCCAAACUGAGGAAUAAUUGCUGGUAUAUUUUAAAUUCAGAAAUAUGUGUUAAAAAUGUGAAUUUCAAAGGAGGUUACUUCACUAUUUGUACUUUUUGCUAUAUAGAUAGAGAAUUAAAGAGUGAAUAUUUAUCCUGAAAACUGUUGGAACUCUGUCAUUCUCAUUAAUGAAACAAGAUAGCAUUUUGAAAAUACACCUCUGUUAAACUUAAUUAAAACAUAAUUUAAAGAGUUCAUUAUUUAUAAUGAAAAUUUAAAUUUUUAAUAAGGUGCAUUCUUACAUAGAAGACUGAUUUCGUUAGGUCUGGAAAAUUAAAAUAGAUUGCAAAUUUUAUUGCUUCCUUAUUAGGAUUCUGAAAUCAUCAUCUUUAAGAAGUUUAAUUUUCAAAGUAUUUUCCAUAUUUAAGAUCUAUACAAUUAAAUUGAAAAAUAGUUAAUACUUUCUGGUCUGUAAUUACUCAAAGGCUGUCCUGUCCACUUUGUUUGCCACUGUCCACACUGGACCACUGAGUACUUACAGUGUGGCUAGUCUGAAUAGAAAUGUGCUGAAAUUAUAGAGUUAAAAUAUACUGGCUCUCAAACGCUUAGUAUGAAAAAGUCAUAUAAAAUACCUCAGUUCAUAGUGUGGUAUGAAGUAGAUGCUCGUUUGAGGAAUGAAUGUAUGAUUGAAAGAGAGGAGAUGGAUAGGGAUUUUGUCUGAAGAGACUGAAAUAGUUCCCAGCCCAUAGAGUGCACACGAGAAAUAUUUGAUAAAAAGUGAAUAUAGCUAGAAACACACACACGCAUAUCCAUGCUCAGAAACAAAGUCCUUAGAGAGAAAUGGUCACCAGUAUAUUUCAGACAAGAUCUCAGUCCUCACACUAUCAAUUAGUUUAAAGCAUCUCCGACUUUAUAGUGUUCAGUGACAUAUUUACUUCAUUAUGAUUUUAUUUUGCUACUGUUCUUUAAGUUACACAUGAAAAACCUCUAUGGAAAUAAUUGGAAUAAGACUCAGAAAUUAACAUUUCAAAAGUACUGAAUUUGUGUGACCAUAAAUUGUGUUUUCCUGGCUUAAUGUUUAAUGAAAUCAUGACUUCAGGAUGGAAGAAAUCUUCAGUGAAUUCAGUGAAUGUAGAUGUUAGUAGUGUAAUGGUUAAGGUUUGAGUAGAGACACUGACAUCAUUUACUUAGUAGGAUAGAAGAAAGAGGUGCAUUUCAAUAAUAAAACUGUGAUAGUGGGGCAAGCGUGUAGUAAGUAGUUAGGAUGCCAUUGAGGCACCUGUGUUCCCUAUCUAGAGUGCCUAGAACACAUCCCAGCCACUCAGUUUCCCAUCCAGCUUCCUGCUAAUGUGCACCCUGGGAAACAGCAGAUGAUCAUUCACAUACCUAGGUCUCUGCCACCCUUGUGGGAGAGACAGGGAAGCAAUUCAAGGCUCCUUCCUGGCUUCUGCUUGUCUCAGUCCUGGUUGUGGUAAACAUUUGGAAAGUUGACCAGUGGAUGAAAGAUGUUUCUCUUUCUCUGUCUCUUCUUCCACCUACCUACCUGCCAACCUUCUUUCUUUCCUUCAAGAUUUAUUUAUUUAUUUGAAAGCCCAAGUUAGAGAGAGAGAGAGAGAAAGAGAGAGAGAAAUCUUCCAUCUUCUGGUUCACCCCACAAAUGGCCACAAAUGGCCAGGGCUGGACCAGGCUAAAUCCAGGAGCCCAGAGCUUCCUCUGGGUCUCCCACAUAGACGGCAGAGGCCCAAGUACUUGGGCCAUCUUCAGCUGCCUUCCCAGGUGCAUCAGCAGGGAUGCUGGAUCAGAAAUGGAGCAACCAGGACUUGCAUUGGUGCUCAUAUUGGGAUGCUGGUGUUGCAGCUGGCAGCUUUACCUGCUGCACCACAACACUGGCCUCUCCACUUUUCAAAUAAAGUGAGUAUAAAUAAAAAUUUUAAAAAAUAAAAUUGAAUUUGUGAAAAUGUGAAGGUAUGAAGUUUAUAUUGCAAACAUAUUUAUUGUAAAUUUCAUUUAUUUCUGGGCAAGCAUAAUACAAAUGAUUUCCUUUGCAUAUUUUUUUCACUAGAUUUAUAAACCUGGAAAUACAUUUUUCACUAAGAAUUUUCAUGAACUCCAGAGAUACGAGGAGUACGUCAGUUGGCAAAUGAUAGCACAAAGUGGGUAAAAACCAAAUUCAAGGCACAUAGAGGGAAUAGGGAAGCUGUUAGGUUGCUGCUUCCAAAUGGUUGAACAGGUCUUCAGGGUUCAGACCAACUUAAGCUUUUUGUGUUAGGUUAAGCGAUUUCCAUACAUUCACAUCAGGCUCUCCCCUGGGGUCUCUGACUGCUUCCUGAUUCUCAGUUCUUGUCACUCCUAUUUUCUGUUCCACUGACACUGAACUUAUGGUCCCUCCCACUCUUGUCUCUAGGUCAUGGCAAAUGGUCUUUGGAUGCCUUCCUUAUAACCCACCAAUUUGCCGAAGUCCAGCUUACAUACUCUUUUCUAGGGGAGAUCUACCCAUUUCUUGGCUUCUGUUAAAUCUUGCUAUGAGCCCAUAUAGCGCUCCUGAUUUCCUUUUAGAAGCAUUAUUACAUUUUCUCCACAGAGUGCCAAAUUGUCUAAUUUUACAUGUGUUGAUGGAAGUUAUUGUUCUCAGUAUGCUGUACAAUCCCCGAAAGCCUCUUUAUUUCCUUGACUAUGAGGUUGUCAUUAUUCUUGCCAUAUUUUAAUGUAUAAUGUUUUUUUCCUCCUGGAAAUAUGACAAAAACAGCUUUUCUCCAUAAAUUACUAAGAAAUUAUUUACUUUACUGUGUUUUCAUGGAAUUCAUAAAUCAUGUAAACAGGACAUGUUAUGAAUUAAUUGGCAUAUCAUCUAUAUCUCGGAAUGGGUUAAGGAAUUGCCAAGAGUGAUCAAGCCUGCUCUCUUUCUGGCUCAGGGUACAGUGUUGACAGCCAAACGAAGAGCUGCUUCAAUACAUCCACUCUCAUAUUCAAGUUUUUCCAGAUGUGGGGAGUAAUUAGCUCUUUGCAUUUAUUGAAGCCUUUAUGCUUUUCAGGCGGAAGCUGGCAGCUGUAAUGAAUGAACUCUGCUUGAGUGUGUGCGUGUGUGUGUGAUGUGUGAAUGUGCGUAUAGGCAGGCACACAUAUGGCAUUUGCCAAUAGUCAAAUAAGACCAGACCUGAAAACAAAACAAAACAAAAAGCUGAUUUCAAUAAACACUAACAAUUUUUACAGCUAUAUUUCACAAUUGAGAGAAGAGAGCUUUCUCCAACAAUGAGGAUAAUUAAAUAAUCAUUUGCAUUUGUUAAAGGAUGUUUUUAAAUGGCAAAAUCAUUACUGUCAUAAAACAUAAACACAUUUCAGAGAUUUUUAAUUUAUUAAUAAAUGAGGGCAUCUGUAAGAUGGUGCAGUUGGUUCAAAGGUGAAUUUCAAGAGCCACACAUAAAUGAGUAAUAAGGAAAGCUGAAAUUAAUUUACAAAUAGAUGCAGAAAGGACCUAUCUGCAGGCAGUGAUCAAUUGCUUUCCCCAGGACACAAUUAAUUUGCAUUUCUAUGGAUAAGAAUUAUAUUGUUAUCUAUUUUCAACAAUUUAUGGAAUUGUAAAGGAGUUUAAAGAUAAUGAAAGACUGGUAUAUCCCCAAAGGGAACAUUAGAUAAGAAGCCAGUAAUUUGAAUGUAGGUGCCAGUUUCGAAGUCUUCAGUUAUGCCUGACACAGCUCUCUGACAACUCCAGCAAAGGGAUGCUUUUUCAGGAGUCUGGGCCUGCCUGACCCUGUGGAUCUGAUUGAAAGCCACAUGCAGACCACUCAAGCCUUGGGCUUUUCCCGGCAGUGAGGAUUGCAGGAGUGAUUAUGGAAUUAGCUCAUCCUUAAUGAAAAUCCAACUAACGGCUCAGGGGAGUUGCGGAUUAACCCACAGUCUUGCAGUUUAGUGAAUGCUUUUGUUCAUGUAGACAUUGAACAAGAUUACUUUCGCCUCUCUCUAGAAGUAGACCGCAUAGUCUUAAUUUUUGGCCUCCCAACAACAUUCAACCUGGAAAUUUUGGUGCCCAAAAUUAUUUGCAGUUGCUUGUUCUUUUCUUCCCUCCAAUAUCAUCUAGUUAUGUAGUUCUCAUUUGUGAGUAGGUUCUAUAUUUGUGAAAAUCAGAAUACAACUGUAGGAAAACACUAGAGAUCUUGUUUUAAUAGCAUAAUUAUUGAUGUAUUCUUUUUAUUUCUAAUUAAUGAGCAAUAAUGCAGUAAUGAAAUAGCCAUUACAAAAGAGAAGAUAUGUUAAUGAGUAUAAAUUAUAAACAUAGAUUGGGCUAAAAUAUUAAGCGGAACUCUUCUCUUUUAUAAAGAUGACAAAUUGCCCUGGAGUGCUUACCUUUCUUGUUGGGAGAAAUUAUUCCUCCUUCCUCAUCCAUUAGUAAAGUUCUCUUUGGGGCAGAUGCCAAAUGGUGAGUAAAUAUGCCCCGCUGAGGUGAAGUAACUAGGGAUUCAAGUGAGAAGCAAGAGCCCCCUGGGGAAAAGUCCUCAAAAAACAAUGAAAAAUAGAAGUCCAGGCACAAAAAGGAGUGUGAAAAAGCUGUCAAAAAGAAAACAAUCAGGCAAACUAAUUCUUCUCUCACCUGAUUGUUUAGGAUGUUUUAUAAGAAAUGUUGAAUUACUAUUUUAAAUUUUAAAAAAUCAGUUUAUUGCUGUAAGUUUUUUUUUUUUUAACUCAGUACUGAAUCUUGAUCUAGUUCAAGUGUUUAUUUUGCAUUUUCAUUUGCAAGUCAGUUGUCACCAUGUUGGAGAAAAACACGUUUCCUUCCUUUUUUUAAAAAAGAUAUAUUUAUUUAUUUGAAAGUCAGAGUGACUGAAAGUGGAGAGAUACAGAGAGAGAUCUUUACAUCUGCUGGUUUCGUCCCCAAGUGGCUGCAACAGUCAGGGCCGAGCCAGGCCAAAGCCAGGACCCAAGAGCUUCAUCUGGGUCUACUAUGUGGGUGGCAGGGCCAUCUUCCACUGCCUUUCCCAGGCCAUUAACAGGGAGCUGGAUGGGAUGUGGAGCAGCCGGGACACAGAGCAGCAUCCAUAUGGGAUGCAAGCAUCACAGGCGGUUGCUUUACCUGCUGUGCUAUAAACAUUCAUCAAAAACGUGAAGACAGUUGUUGCACAUGACCUGAAGAACCCUGAAGACAGUCAAGCACUAUGUGAUUGAGAUGAUGGCAUAGAUGUGUGUCCUUGGAGUUAUGUCUCUGGAGACGUAAACCUAACUACCUGAUAGCAGCCAUGGGAACAGAUUUGCUAAUACCAAAGUAUAACGGGGUCUGAUGAUUUUUCUUCUUGUUAUUAUUGUUUACAUGACAGAAGAGAGAUAACCCCCAUUGCUGGUUCACUCUCCAUAUGCCUACAUUGACCCAGGACCAAAGCUUACAUCUGGGAACUCAUCUAGGAAUCCCAUGCUGACAGGGACCCAAUGGUUGAUCCAUCACCACUGCCUCCCAGGGUCUGCAUUGGCAGGAAGCUAGAGUCAGGAGCUGGAGCUAAAAGUUGAACCUAGGUACUCUGAUAUGGGGUGUGGGCAUCCUCAGCAGCAUCUUAACAAUUAUGCCAAAGUCCUGCUCCAACAUUACCUUAAUAGAAAAACCAGAUAAGGACACUAGAAGAAAAGAAGGCUAUAGACCAAUAUUUUUGAUGAACAUAGAUGCAAAAACCCUCAACAAAAUACUAGCAAACCAAAUCCAACAGUACAUUAAAAAGAUUAUUUACCACAAUCAGUUGGGAUUCAGCCCAGGAGUGCAAGGAUGGUUCUGUUUACAUAAAUCAGUAAAUGUGAUACACUACAUCAACAGAAUGGAGGACAAAAAUCAUGUGAUAAUCUCAAUACAUGCAGGUGAUAAGAUUGAACAUUGCUUCAAGCCAAAAAAAAAAAAAAAACCCAACUUUGAACAAAUUAGAUAUGGAAGGACUAUAAUAAAAGUCAUAUAUAACAAACCAACAACUCUAAAAUCAUACUGAAUGAGAAAAAGCUUGAGGAUGUCUCUCUUGAGAUCUGGAAAAAGCAAAGAUACCAACAUUCACCAUUUUUACUCAACAUAGUAGUGGAAGCACUAACCAGAGCAAUUAGGCAGAAAAAGAAAGCACAUCAAAAUUGGAAAGGAGGGAAAUCACAUUGUCACUGUUUACAGAUGAUAUGAGCUUAUAGGAAAAAAUCUCAGAGACUCCACUAAAAAGCUAUUAGGAUUAACUAACAAAUUCAGCAAAGUUCCAAGAUUUAAAGUCAACAUAUAAAAAUCAGUAGUGUUAUUAUAUACCAAUAGCAAAUUAUAUGAAAAAAAGAAAUCAAGAAAGCAGUCAAUUUCCAGUGGCUACAAAAACAAUAAAGUACCUAGGUAUAAAUUUAAUCAAAGUGAAAGAUUUCUACCAUGAAGACUAUAAAUCGUUGAUGGAAGAAAUUGAAGAGGACUCAAAGAAACAAAAAGACAUCCUGUAUUCAUGGAUUGGAAGAAAAAAGAUUGUUGAAAUAUCCAUACUACUCUAUUUCUCUCUCUCUCUCUCUCUGUCACUCUGCCUUCCAAAUAAAUAAGUUAAUAAAUCUUUUUUUAAAAGUCCAUAAAAAAUAAUUAGUAGAUUCAGGGCAAUUCCUACCAAAUACCAAUGACAUAUUUCACAGAACUAGAAAAAAACACAACUGAAUUUUGUAUAACAUCCCGAAUAGCCAAAGUAAUCUUAAGGAAAAAAAAAAAACUCAAAGUCACACACGUUAGACUACCUGGCUUUAAAAUAUAUUAUAAUGCUAUAAUAUAUAACAUUACCAUGAGAAAAGAUACAUAGAAGAAUGAAACAGAACAGAGACCUGAGUAGGAAACCUAGGUAUCUACAUGCAACUGCUCUUUGACAAAGGUGCUGAGAGCAUGCAUUGGAAAAUGGUAUUCUUUUCAAUAAAUGAGGCUGGGAAAACUGUAUAUCCAGAGAUGUAGAAGAAAGAAACUAGGGUUUAAACUGCUGCCUGCAAUGCUAGCAUCUUGUAUGAUCUCCAGGUCGAGUCCUGGCUGUUCUGUUUCUGAUCCAGCUCCCUGCUAAUGCUUCUGGGAAAGCAGCAGAAGCUGGCCUAAGUACGUGGACCCCUACCACCCAUGUGGAAGACCACAGUGCAGUUCUAGGCUCUCAUCGUUAACAAAAAUCAAUUCAAAAUAGAUUAAAGACCUAAAUGUAGAACCUAAAACUCUGAAACUAUGAAAAGGAAAAGUAGGGGAAAUGCUUCAGGACUUCGGAAUGGACAAGGAUUUUUCUUUUGGAGUAGACUUAAAAGCACAGGAAACAAAAGCACAAAUAGAUAAAGAUGAUUUCAUAAAACUAAAGAGUUUGUGCAUAGCAAAGGAAAUAAUCAGGGAAAUGAAGAGGCAACCUACAGAAUGGGAGAAAAUAUUUGUUAUUUAUAUAUCUGACAAGGGGUUAAUAACCAGACUAUAUGGAGAACCCAACAACAGAAAAAAAAUCAGAAUAAUGUUUGGUAGUUGUAAAUAGACAUUUCUCAAAGGAAGACAUACAAAUGGUCAACAGGUACAUGAAAAAUAUGCUCAACAUUACUCAUCAGGCCGCACAACUAGAUAUCACCUCAUUCCAGUUAGAUUGGCUGUUAUCAAAAAGACAAAAGGUAAAGGAAUGCUGGCAUAUGUUGAGCACAGAGGAUAUUUGUGCACUGUUUGUGGGAGUGUACGUUAGUCUAGCCUUUGUGGAAAACAACAUGGAGGUUCCCCUAAAAACUAAACAUGGAACUACCAUCCCACUACAAUCCCACUCCUGAGUAUACAGCCAAGGAAGAUGAAAUCCAUCUGUUGAGCAGACAUCUGUAUUCCCAUGAUUAUUGCUGCCCUAUUUACAAUAGCCAAGAAAUAGAAACAGCCUAAGUGUCUAUCCACUUAUCCAUGGAUAUAGAAAAUGUGGUACAUAUGCACAAUGGAAUAGUACUCAGCCAUCAAAAGCUGAAAUCUUAUUAAUUUCAGUGGAACUGGAGGUUGUUGUGUUAAGAGAAGCAAGCCCAACACACACGUACACACACAUGAAGCAAGUAAGGCAUGAUUUCACUCGUACACAGAAUCUAAGAAAAUCUCAUGGGGAAGUUUAAAAGUAUAAUUGUACUUGCCAGAGACUGGGGAGGGGUAGGGUGAAAGAUUAUGGUUAGAUAGGAGUAAGAAGUUCUUGGAUCCUGUUGUACAGCAGGUGACUAUAGAUAAUGAUAAUGUGCUGUAUAUUUCUCUAAAAAAAUUAGAAGACAGGAUUUUGAAUGUUUUUAUGAUAUAAAGUUAAAUGUUUGAGGAGAUACAUAUAUUUACCCUGUUUAGACAUUACACAAUGCAUACAUAUACAUGAUAGUUGCAUAAGUGUAUCAGAACACCACUGGGUACACCGUAACUAUGUACAAUUUUAUGUAUACAAUUUUAUGUUUUAAGACUUUUUAAAAACAAUAUUGAUGUUCAAGACCCUUUCAAUGAGAAUACUCUUUCCUACCCAGGGCUUUUUUCAUAAGUACCGUAGGGGAGUGAAAGAUUCGCUCUACACUCCUUAGUUCUUUUGUGGACUCUUGGUUUGAUACAGAAGCCCAAUUAGUAUAAACGCUGAUUAGUGAGAGGAAAAUAUGAAAGGUUAUUUAAAUUACAUAUACAUAGGGAUCUUCCCAAGAGAGUGAGGUGCAAAGAAAUGACCAAAGUAUGAUGAUUGUGUGAUUUUUUUUUUUGGACAAAGAGCAACACAUUUGUGGAGGAAUGAUGGGACACCUGUAUCUCUGGAGUAGGAUAGUAAAUUCUAGCGACAUUGCCUAGAGAUGUCUGAGGUGGAGAUGUGGAAGCUAGUGGAACAUGAGUGUGACUUGACACAGUUUAUUCCGAUUCAUAUGAGUCUCUGGUGAGUAAGGCUUAGUGUUUGGCUGCAUGUAGAAAAAGACCCAAUGGCCCUUUCUGAUAUAGCGGUGUUCAGCAUAUUUUGAGAUGACAACUCCCUAACUCCUUCACUGUGUGCCAUUAGUGGGGUGGUUGAAAAAUCUUGUGUAUGUAAGGGAGACUUUAUAAUUUUUAAGGUUAUUUUCUUUUGUUAACUUCUGACAUUCAGUUUUUUUCUCUUUCACUACGGGAAAUUAGAGGCAAAGGAAGGUUGUGUAAUGUUCUCUUAAGUGUGUGAUGGAGCUGAACCUGGACUUUGAGAGUCUGGUCAUCGGUAAUGUAGUCCCCAGCUUGGUUUCUUUCUGCAAUGAGGCAUGGGUAGAGUAUGAAGUUAAAAAUGUAGACAACAUAAAUGAAGUGCUCAAUAAGUGAAAGGGAUUAGCAGCUACAUAGAUAUUCCCUUUGGGAGUGCUCCAAGGCAAAAAUAUGUAUUAAAAUACAACAUUAAACUUUUUUUUUUGUAAAAAAAAAUUGAUAGGGAGUUUUGACAUGUGAUAGCUAUCCAUGAAGAACACUUUCUUCUUAUUUCCCAAGUCAGGUUGUAGACCUAUUGACAAGAGAGCUUUGCUAUGAUAAAGUGCAGGGCUUAAAAUGUUUUAGAGAAAACUUUACAUGAAUUUUAUAGUACACUUAUAGGUGAAAGGAAAAAAGAUGUAUUCAAUCAAAAGUAAUGGUGUUUCAGAGCUUGCCAAACAGUCCAUUAAAGAGUUCAUCCAGCAAGUCCUGAAUGAUGGGAUUUUUAUUCCCUACCUAAUUAAGCACAAAGUAUGUUGUAGUCACUGUUAUAUCUCUAACCCCAAGCACCUACCAUGACAACACUCAUGUACUGGAUAGAUGAGCACAGUGCUCUGGCUAGAUUCUGAGCAUAGUACUCCAUUGAACAACUUCGCAGUUGAAACAGAAUUGAUUUCUUUUGGCCUUAAUUUUUUCCUCUGUAAAAGAGAGAGGGUUUUAGGUGUCUUGAUUUCUUACAGAUCCCAUUUGCUUUAAAAUUCUGAUUCUCAAAUCACAGUGGAAAAUUUUUGUUCACAUUGUACAUUGUGUUUAGUUUCUCUUUCAAAACUUUGGCACGUUAAAUCUCAACAGAUAAUUUUCUCCAGUGCAGUGAAGAGUCAAUAAAAGCAUGCUACGUGAUGGGAAAUAAGAAAACAGCUGCCCUUCAUGCCUGAUGAAGGUGAUUCGCCAUGGGGAAUAGAUGUGGCCAUGAGUAACCCAAGAAUUGUCACUUCACAUACAAACCAAGAGGUGUUCUUUAAGCCUGUUAUUGAAGACCUGAGCAUGGAAUUGGCUAAAAAAUGCACCGAACUAAUUAGUGAUAUCCACUAUAAAGAAGAGUAUAAGAAGUCUAAGGACAAGUGCACAUUUGUAACUGACACUCCAAUGCUCAACCAUGUAAGAAAUAUCAGCACUUUUAUUUCUGAGGCAAAAUACAAAGGCACCACUAAGGCGGACCUUUCAAACUCCCUUUAUAAACGGAUGCCAGCCACAAUCGACAGUGUCUUCGCGAGAGAAGUCACACAGCUGCAGAGUGAGGUUGCCUACAGGCAGAAGCAUGAUGCCGCCAAAGGAAGUUCAGAUUAUGCCCACAUGAAGGAGCCGCCAGAGGUCCGACACGCCAUGGAGGUCAACAAACACCAGAGUAACAUUUCCUAUAGGAAAGAUAUUCAGGAUACCCACACAUACAGUGCAGAACUUGACAGACCGGAUAUCAAGAUGGCAACUCAGAUCUCCAGGAUCGUAAGCAAUGCAGAAUAUAAGAAAGGGCAAGGUGUAAUGCAUAAAGAGCCUAUGGUGAUGGGAAGAGCAGACUUCCGGCACGCUGUGGAAGCCUCCAAACUUUCUAGUCAAAUUAAAUACAAAGAAAAAUUUGAUAAUGAAAUGAAGGACAAGAAGCAUCACUACAACCCACUUGAAAGUGCAGCUUUUAGGCAAAGUCAGCUUGCCACCACGCUGGCAAGCAAUGUGAAGUACAAGAAAGACAUUCAAAAUAUGCACGUUCCAGUUUCAGAUCUCCCAAAUUUGUUGUUUUUAGACCAUGCUCUGAAAGCCAGCAAAAUGCUCAGUGGACGCGAAUAUAAAAAGUUUUUUGAGGAAAACAAAGGCAUGUAUCAUUUUGAUGCCGAGGCCACCGAACACCUGCACCACAGAGGCACUGCCACCCUCCAGAGCCAGGUUAAAUACAAGGAAGAAUAUGAGAAAAAUAAGGGAAAGUCGAUGCUUGAAUUUGUUGAGACACCUUCUUACCAGGCUUCGAAGGAGGCUCAAAAGCUGCAAAGUGAGAAAGUUUACAGAGAAGAUUUUGAGAAGGAGAUUAAAGGGAGGUCUUCGCUGGAUUUAGACAAGACUCCAGAGUUCUUACACGCAAAGUACAUCACCAACCUUUUGAGGGAGAAGGAAUAUAAAAAAGAUUUGGAAAAUGAAAUAAAAGGGAAAGGAAUGGAACUCAGUUCAGAAGUUCUCGAUAUUCAGAGAGCAAAGCGAGCAUCUGAAAUGGCCAGCGAGAAAGAAUACAAGAAAGACCUGGAGUCAGAAAUUAAAGGGAAGGGAAUGCAAGUUGGCACUGACACCCUUGAAAUCCAGCGUGCCAAGAGAGCUGCUGAAAUCGCCAGCGAGAAAGACUAUAAACGAGACCUGGAGACUGAGAUCAAAGGGAAAGGAAUGCAGGUCAGCACGGACACUCUUGACGUGCAGCGGGCUAAGAGAGCAUCGCAGAUGGCCAGCCAGAAACAAUAUAAGAAGGACUUAGAAAAUGAAAUUAAGGGGAAAGGCAUGCAAGUGAGCAUGGACAUCCCAGAUAUGCUUCGAGCCAAGAGGGCAUCUGAAAUCUAUAGCCAGAAAAAGUAUAAAGAUGAAGCGGAGAAAAUGCUCUCUAAUUAUUCCACUGCAGCAAAUACUCCUGAAAUGCAGCGAAUCAAGACCACUCAACAAAAUAUUAGUGCGGUAUUUUAUAAGAAAGAAGUGGGAGCCGGCACAGCAGUAACAGACACGCCAGAGAUGGAGCGAGUGAAGAAAAAUCAGCAGAAUAUUAGCUCAGUGAAAUACAAAGAAGAGAUUAAACAGGCAACAGCAAUUUCUGACCCUCCAGAGCUAAAGAGAGUUAAAGAAAACCAGAAGAACAUCAGCAAUCUUCAGUAUAAAGAGCAGAAUUAUAAGGCCACUCCAGUCAGCAUGACCCCAGAGAUGGAGAGAGUGAGGAAGAACCAGGAGCAGCUGAGCGCGGUGAAAUACAAAGGAGAGAUCAAGCAGGCGACUGCAAUUUCUGACCCCCCAGAGCUGAAGAGAGUGAAAGAAAACCAGAAGAACAUCAGCAAUGUUUAUUAUAAAGGUCAGCUGGGCAGAGCUACUGCUUUAAGUGUAACUCCCGAAAUGGAGAGGGUAAAGAAGAAUCAAGAAAACAUCAGCUCGGUAAAAUACACCCAGGAUCGUAAACAGAUGAAAGGUAGACCAAGUCUGAUUUUAGAUACACCUGGUCUGAGACAUGUGAAAGAAGCCCAGAACCAUAUCUCCAUGGUGAAAUAUCAUGAAGACUUUGAAAAGACAAAGGGAAGGGGCUUCACUCCUGUGGUGGAUGACCCCGUGACAGAGCGGGUGAGGAAGAACACGCAGGUGGUCAGUGACACUGCCUACAAAGGUGUCCACCCGCACGUGGUGGAGAUGGACAGGAGACCUGGGAUCAUCGUGGAUCUCAAAGUUUGGCGCACAGAUCCUGGCUCCAUCUUCGACAUUGACCCUCUGGAGGACAAUAUCCAGUCUAGAAGUCUCCACAUGCUGUCUGAAAAGGCAAGUCACUAUAGGAGACAGCGGUCUCGGUCUCAUUCCAGCAGUACUUUUGGUACAGGUCUGGGGGAUGACAAGUCAGAAAUCUCCGAGAUUUAUCCUAGCUUUUCGUGCAGCAGUGAGCUCACAAGACCAUCUGAUGACGGAGCACCGGUUCUUCCUGGAGCCUACCAGCAAAGCCAUUCCCAGGGCUACGGGUUCAUGCACCAGGCCAGCGUGUCAUCCAUGAGGUCCAUACAGCAUUCUCCAAAUCUAAGGACCUACCGGGCCAUGUACGACUACAGCGCCCAGGACGAAGACGAGGUCUCCUUCCGAGAUGGCGACUACAUCGUCAACGUGCAGCCCAUCGACGACGGCUGGAUGUACGGCACCGUGCAGAGAACGGGCAGAACAGGGAUGCUGCCGGCCAAUUACAUUGAAUUUGUUAAUUAAGUCUUUCUCCUUGCCCUUUGAGCUUUAUUCUAAUGUAUUCUAAAUCUGAUCUUUUUAAAAGAUAGACGAUACUUUUAAGAAAAUUUGGCAGUUAUUUUACAAUAAUGUAUCCUUACUUUGACAAGUAGACACACAGGUACCAGGAAGAAGGAGGGACUUCUGGGCUGGAGACAGCAGUGUUUUCAGGAAUUCCUGUACACAAAAUCGUUAAUGUCUGCAGACCUGGUGCUGCGAAUUGUGUUCGUGGUUUCUUUUGAUUGGCUAUUGAACCCUUCUGGGGAAAUGUAUUUUUGUAGACUUAUUUAAUAGAAGUGUUGAUUGUCCCUUCAAUGUCAUGAGUAAUAUGAGACUUCUUAGCUGUCACUUUGGAAUCAUCACCAAGAAGCCAAUUCUCUUAAUUCAGUAAUGCAGCCGAUAAUUUAAACACUGGUGAGUUUUGGAGUCAUUGGGCGAUUUCCAGCUCAGGCAAAAAUUGCCUAAUGCAGUAAAUGUAAGCAAUGGCAAAAUGACAGUUUGGUUAAAAUUAUAUGGACUGGUGGCCUUAGGGACCUAGAAACAUCCGCGUGCCCUGGGCUGACCGAGAUCUGUUUGUUUCUCAUUUGUACCAAGGCGUUCCCCCCUCUCCAUCUGCGUUCUCUGGACCCUGUGUAGCCUCAGCUCCACAGAAUGUCAGGACCAAGCACCUUCACAGCUACUCUGCAGAGGGGACACUGUGAUGUCAUCUCUCGUGUUUCCCUAGUAGCCCUGAGCCUGUUGCAUGUCCUGUAGGUUCCAGCUUUUGUAACAUAGGCAGCUGUCCUGCCCACCCCUGUAAUUAAAGAAAAAACCUUGGCUGCUCCUACAGCCCUUCCUCUAGCUGCUGGCUCAUCGAAUAACAUAUUUUGAGAAGUUGCUUGAGAUUUUCCUGCAUUGCACUCUAGUUUUGAAGGAUUUACAUCUUAGGAAAUAACACGUAUACUCUAGUAAAUAAGUGAUCUAGGUGUUUAUUGAACAGCUUUCAUUAACUUAACACUGCUGUUGAUUUAAAAAUGAAAAUGUUAUAGAAACCAGUGGAAAAAUGGAUUGUGGAAUGCAUGGGAGUCAAACCCAGCAAACAAAAAGUUAGCAACUCCACCUUGAGAUGAUGUAGCCUCCGGGUUUGGAAACUGCCAGUCAGAUUCUGGCAUGGAAAUCUAGCCGCUGAAAUUGGUCCAUCUGAAGACUUCCUGUCCACUUUCCAGCUUUUAUUUUCCAAGUCACCUUAAGCAAUGAGAUAGGAAUGUCUGCAGAGAUUUUCAGUGUAUGCCCCACAGGCUGUCCACUAAGAAAGAAAUCCUCGUCAUGCUUUGAUUUUCGAAUAAGUGACUCUGCACACCUCUGCUGUGUUCAUAGACAUGAGGGCGGCUUUUGCUGGUGGGCCCUGAAAUCUCACCUGGAGGCUGCAGUCCAGGUCACUGAGAGGUUGAUAUGUUUUUCUGGGGGUGCCCCUUCUUGUGACCUGCAACACGGUGGCUUUCAUGGAGGGUCUGACCCUGUGGUGAGGAUGAAACUGAAAAAGCAAAACUGCUAACUUGUAAUCAAUUGUAUGGGCCACGGGAAUGUCUGCCUUAUCUGAUAUUCAAGGAAGUUAGCAGCAGGGUCUGGAAAAUAUCUUUAUUGAGACACUUACUAGUCCAGAGGCCAAAGCUGAUUUGCUGACACUUCUGAUAAGUUAGCUCAAUCCUUUAGAAAUUCUGUAGUUUCGUUUGAGAAAAACUCAAAGAGCAAACACUUCAUUCCAUGAAAGGUUCAUCUGCAUGACACCGACAUAAAAUUGAAAAGAGAAAAAUUUAGGCAAAUAACUAGAGAUUUUUUUGGAGGGCAUUUUACAGACUACUGAUAACCAGCUUGACUGAAUUUCUCUCAUUGAAAUGACGGUCAUGACUAAAUUGAUUAAACCCAUAUCAGUUCUGAUAUUUUAUACACAAACAUGCAAAGACAACUCAACUUGUGAUAAUUUUACAGAAAUCUGUGCAUUAAAGUCCCAGGCAAUAAGCCUGCCCAGUUUUAUUAUAAAGUACGUAUUUAUGUUUCACCCAAGUAGACCACUUUUGGUGUUUAUAGAAAAGAGAGAAGUUGUUGAUUAAAUUUCCAGGCUAAAUGUAGGACAGGUACAAUUUUUGAGAAACAGCACAUUUACAGCACAUUUCUAGGAAGCUGAGAGGAGAUUGUCCUGAAGCAAUGCUUACAAUCAGGAAACUUUCCAGAAAGCAGCAGUUUGAUAUCUCAUGUUUUUCUCACCUACUGCUUUCAAAAUCAUAUUCAUUCAAUGUAAAGUCAAUACAUAUUUGGGGAGUAAGUCUCCUGAAUUUUUAAACUGCACAGAAUGCUCACAUAGCAAGAUAUUCCUGCUUCUAGCCUUUAGGAAUUUGGAUCUGAUCAUAAUUUAACUAGAGGGCAAUUACUUUACAAUAAAGACAGAGGAAGAACAAGACAUCGCAUGCAGUUGGGUUGUCAUUUGAUGGUGUUCGCAUAGUACUAAAGCUUUGUCAGGAUACUAAGCAUCUCAGUAGAACAAUAAGAAAUACACAUGUGUAAUACCAAAGUGCUAUUUUUACAGCCUCAUUUUUAAAAACAACCAUUCUGGAAACAACGUUUCCAGCUGGCACGUGCCUUCUGUGCACCUUCAGUUUGGCCACAGUUAUCUCAUACAUAACACAGCUAAAGAAGAAUUCUAAAACAAGUCUUUAAAAAAUGAAGUUAUUGAGACUGUAAGUGCCCGAGCACAGAGAGCAUGCACCUGAUUUUCUAAAUGGAAUGUGUUCUCAAACCUGACUAAAGCACAAGGGGUAGUUGGAUACGCUUUAAAAAGGUUUUGACAACAAAAUUGGUUGUAGAUCAUAUCUCUCUUGAGAAAAGUAUCACAACAGAGUAUCUUGCUUUUGUUGUUUUGUGGUAAAUGUUUCUACUAAUUCUUGUUCUCUGGAAAGUUUUCUAGUUGUGACCUAUUGCGAAAUGAAUGCUUCAUGUCUUCUUGUUACUGUUUGUACAUCACAGGGUAACUCAGUUUGAAAUAUGUAUCUGGUUGUCAGCUCUCCGCAGAGGCCGUGUGUCUGACUGCCAGAGACCACACAGGGAUGUGUAAGCACAAUGCCCACAAGCACCUUGUCUGAGCGAGGCUGGCCUCCGAGCGGCCCCUGGCCUGGCCCUGGCCUGCAGAGGAUGAGACUACGGGUCUGCCACACUCUUUCUUUCCUUGCCUCUUUGUGCUGAGCUUUAUAGCACUCCGGGAAUUGGGAAAACAAUGGAAAGAGAGGGUGGAAGCACUAGUGGCACCCCUUAUUUUCAGGUUCAUGAUUUCCCAUGGAAUGUUUUUAAUAAAGAGAUAAUGUCUAUGAUCUUUGAUAACAUAGCCCUAUACAAAGUGGACAUAGUUUAUACCAAAAUUAUAGUAAUAGAUACAUAAAAAAAGAGGUGCCUUUUUGAUUACCCUGUUUAUCUAUUAUGGUCUUGGGAAGAAAACUAAAUGAGCAAACUUCUGCCUAUUAUUCUAUAGGAAUAUUUUAUUAUACAUGAUGGGUAUUUUUGUGGUGGGGUUGGGGAAUGCUCCUGCGAGGUAUUAAUGGUGGUAGCUAAUUGUAUUGUAUUUUAACUCUAAAGGUUUAGAACUUUAGAAAAUGUUGGCUUCUUCCAUCGAUUUCUGAAAGGUUCUUUAUGGAUUAAUAUAUAGCUGAGAUAUGGAGACAUUAACUUUAGGUUUGGGGUUUGAAAUACUAGUGUAAGAGAAUAAUUUUGUUAGAAGGCUGAAUUCGCUAUGUAAGAUGAAUUUCACCUAAUACGUUAAUUAUACCUUAGCUAUUUGCUUCUGAUAAUCUAAAGUGGCUAGAUUGCUGAUGUUUUGGGUAAUGUGACAUGGAGAUGAGAUAGCUUUCAUUGAGCAAGUAGCUGUGUAAACUCGAUGAAGGAUGCUAAAAUGAGAGUCUCUUUCUGAAGUAACCCACAAGGGCCCUUUCCAAUUUCAACUGUUGAUGAUCAAGAAUGUCAAGACCUCAUAUGAGACCUCUGUGGUCGUCGUUCCGUGAUGCUCACACUACUAGAAUCCACAAGCCUGGAAAGAUCCCCAGGCAAAUUUUCUCCCCAGUUGUCCACAUUACUUUGGUAGAUUUGUGGGAAUUCCAUAUGCUUUUUGUGUUUGAUAAUAUGGUAUUCAGUUUGCAUAGUAUCUGCGUCUUUGUAAUCCAGUCGCUGUUGAGAACGAUUUGCUUUAAAGGAAAAGAGAAAACUGUAUCACAGUCCCAUUCUCCAGCGUCCAUAUAAUCAGCUGCUACACAUUUUGGGAAGCAGCACCAAGUAUGUGACAGGCAUGAUACAGAACUGUUGGCCUUUGACCUGUGAUAAAAAUGCAAAAUCGCACCAUUUUCUCCUUCGAAAUAUGUAGAAUUGUGGUUGAUGAUAAAUGUGCAAGACUGUACUAACAUUGAGAACCUAACAGUUUUGAAGAAAACAUUCAAAAUGCUUUUCAAAUGAAGGGGCUUACAGAAUGAUACAAUGUUCUUAACAUAAUUUGGCUUUUGUUAUGCAAAUUGUUAACACCAGCUAUUAAAAUAUAUUUUAGUAGAAAUGCUUUAAUUCAUGUUUUUUUCCUCUACACUGUGAAUCUUUAAGCCUUGGUGGACUAGAGCAACAUCAUGCUGUCCAAAGGACUAACCUAUGCAAACUAGUUCACAUUUUAGUGGAUGUCACAGUAGACGUGUAAUGAGACAUUAUUUCCCCCUGCAUAAUGUACAAUGGCAUUGAAAUUACACAUUUAGCCCAGCAUCAUGUAUGUAUAGUACAGUCACUCACAGACCCUUCAAGGCUAUCAUAAUCAUUAGUAUUAGUAUUCAUGUAAAAGCAAAUCCAUGAUUUUUCAAUGGAAGAGACUUGAACGAUGUGAGAAGGACAAUGAGCGAUGGGCUCGUCGGCCAUGGCUUUUGUGUGGUCCCUGUAGGUGGUCUCCUAUGAUAGAACUGUGUUCUCAGAUGCACUCUCUUCAGGGUCUUAAAAGUUGGUGUCUUUUUCUGUAUUUGUAAAACAUUAUAAUGCAUUAAUUUCCUAUCUCUACACAUCUGGUUUGCUUAAAUAAAUGCAGGAUGUAACAAA